AUGAAAAUUGCAUUCUGUGUUUCAGAUGUGAGAGGUCCACUCACACACAGGAUAUCAUGUGGAAAAUCACAUCAUGGACAUGCAAUAUGGAACACCAAAUUUUGUGUUGUCACGGAUGGCCAAUUGCUAUUGCUGGAUAAAGAAGAGAUUCAUCCAUUGCUGCUGCAAGAACGGCGAGCAGAAUCAUGUAGGGCAAGGCUACUAGUUCGAACUGUUAGUGUUCCUUCUGAAAGUCAGUUUCCAGAAUGUCAACCAAGUGGAUCAGAAGAGCAUGGAGAAGAAAAGAAAACUGAGAGCCGAUUCCGGAUAGAAGGGUGUCCAGCAUCCAUGUUCUCACCUGGAAUGAUAGAAUUUUAG
Hemiscyllium ocellatum (epaulette shark) is the source of this 357-nucleotide messenger RNA. RefSeq lists its product as uncharacterized. Bases 1 to 357 code for a protein of 118 amino acids. The record is from RefSeq and is a predicted model, not a curated record. The transcript is spliced from 3 exons. Lineage: Eukaryota; Metazoa; Chordata; Chondrichthyes; Orectolobiformes; Hemiscylliidae.